Messenger RNA from Pimephales promelas (fathead minnow), 1974 nucleotides. Its product is annotated as sorting nexin-5. Gene Ontology annotation, molecular function: phosphatidylinositol binding. The record is from RefSeq and is a predicted model, not a curated record. Lineage: Eukaryota; Metazoa; Chordata; Actinopteri; Cypriniformes; Leuciscidae.
CAGGUUGUAAAUGUAUAUAUAAAUAACUUUUGUCAAGAAAAAACAUUGAUUUAACCAAAGCUACUGUUCUCUUCAUCAGUUUUCUUGUUCUUAAUGAUUGCGAAGUGUCCUUCUACUUUGUGUUUGUCACCAUCUUUUUCUUAUGUUUUUAUGCAUACUAUGAAAACUGCAGUCAUGUGCAACUCAUAAACUUUGCCCAGUGUAACUCUUCUUAGUUACUCAGUAGCCUAUAAUGAGUGUGCUUUACAAGUAACUAAGUUUGAGUGUAUUCCAUGUCAUUUGAAAGAGGACACUAAAAAACUAUAUAUUGGAUAAAAAUUCACAUACAACCAAAUUGCUGGACCAUAGUGACCUUUGAUCUAAAGGAUAUCCUGUCUCCGCAAAAAUGUGCGUGUGAGCAUUUUGUAUCAACUGGAGAGAGAGGAAGGGUAAGAAAGUAGAGGUGACAAAGAGAGGACCUUAAAAAGGGUUUAUGUGGAAGAUUGAGAGAAGAAUUUACUUUGUUUUCCUUUUUGAAGAUUAAACCAUAGUAGGAAACCUGUUUAAUUCCAGUGAGAUGGAAGGUUCAAGUGCAGAAUCAGCACUAAGUGUAAGUGCGAACAGCAUCAGAAUCACUGAUUUGACUCAGGAUGGAGAAGUUAUGACGUUUGCCAUUACUUCCCAGAAAUUGAACAGCAGUGCAGGGGUGUGUGUUUUUCGGACACAUGAGGACUUUGAAUGGCUUCAACAGAGUCUUUUCUCACAGGAAAAUAUUCCUGGGCUUCAGGGAAUUAUAUUUCCGCCUUUGCCCCCUAAAGCCCUUCCAUUGCAGUCAAACAUGCAGACCAAAGCACUCAAACAACUUGGAUUCCUGGCUCUAGGAAAAGAUUGGCAGGGUUAUUGUAAGGCUUUGGAGUUUUAUCUCCAGCAGGUGGCAACACACCCAACUCUCUGCAAGUGCAAAGCACUGGACAGCUUUCUUAAUAACUCUGAGUCUCCUGGAAAACAGAGAGGCAGGAGAGGAAUCUUUAAUCGCCUUAGUCAGGCUGUGGAGGAGAUGAGGAAGGAAAGUCAUAAGGAUGUGGACAACUUCUUUCAGAACGAGAGAAAUAAAAACACAAAUAUUGCCACUUUGUCAAAGGUUGCCACAGAGAAAUUAAUCGAUGUUGUGAUGACAGAGCAAAAGCUUGCUUUGGCCUGUGGACAUUUCUCCACAUCUCUUCAUCUUUGUGUGAAUCAGGACGAUGCAGCUGCUGUAGCUUUCUCCAAGGUUUGUUUGAAGCUGUCUGAUAUUAUUGAGGCAGUAAAGCAAAACUUUGAGAAAGUUGCCAGUAACAACCUAAGCACUCUUGGUUUGGGUCUGGACCUGGAGUCUCGCUACCAAGAGGCAGAGAAAGAGAUGCUCUUCAGAAGAACCUGUAAACUGAUAGAGCUGGAAAAUGUUAAGAAGACUACAGAAAAAGCCAAGGCCAAUAAGAGAGAAGUGAUGGAAGCGUUUCAAAAAGCUGUUGAGAAAGAGUUUAACCUGAUUUCAUCUGUGGCUAAAGAAGAGAUUGAGCGCUUCCAUAGCUCCCGAGUGAAUGUGAUGAAGAACUUCCUGAUUGGCUGGUGUGAACAGCAGCUCAACACAGCGAAGGAGUGUGCUGAACUCUACUCUCAGCAUCUUGAAGCUUGCAGAAACAUGUAUUCAGAAUGAAUGAAACAAACAGGUGAUAGAUCAUAAGAAUAUUUUUGGUAAGACUGCUAAAAAUAGAAAAUAUGUAAUGAAAUGAUAAAAGUGCAAUGUAAAUUCGGUUAAUUCUCAUCUUUUUGAAAAAAAGAAACUGUCCUCUUUAAUCUGAUUGUGGCCUACAUAAUGGUUUUCAGCUUUUAAUGCUGAAAAGUCAUCUAACUUUAACUUCCAUUUCCACAAUUCAAAGUUAGACUAUAGAUUCAGAAGUGAACUUUGUCUUAUGUAAGCUUGCAGUAAAGCAAUAAAACCCAUGAUUGUUUCUA